AUGGUAAAUGGAAGCCCAAGAUAUAUUCAGACUUUAGCAAUGAAGAAGUCGGCUGAAAGGAGAGAUCUAAUCUUGACUAUUCUUAAAUCGACGGCGACAAAAAGGGAGGCCAGAUAUUAUCUAAAGCGAUAUCCACUCUUGGAUAAAAGCAAUAUUUACAAAAAUCCAACUGAUCUGCUUAAGAACAUCCAAUUUAAUCAAGAACUUUCUGCAAACGGAAAGUAUAAUCAAUACAUUGAUGGCACGUUAGAAUCUCAACCAAAAGAUGAAAUCGCUGCCAAUGAAGUUCAGUUGAAUGAUCUUGAGAAUGCAGGGGACGAGAUACAUUUAUCUGAUACGAUUAGAGUGAUGAUGAUCAGAAUUCGAAAUCUACACUCCUUGAGUAUAAGCACUAUUAGAAACAUUGGUGAAAUUCUAAGCAAAUGCAUGAGACUAGGUGCUUCUCCAAUAAUAGUUCUAGAAAAUCCGAGGGGAAAUUACAAACACGACUCUUCAACGUCUACAGAUGGCAACAGACAAGCAGAUACAAGCACAUUAGCACUGCAAAUCAAGAGCAUGAAUGAACGAUGCGACAGACUAGUAACACAAUUGGAAUCGAACUGUGAUUUUAAACUUAGAUCAUUACAAGGUCUUUUUCAGGUAGAUUCAAAAGGAACUGUCCAAUUUACACUUCCAGAGCUGAUGAUGACUCCCCUGUUUCAGGGAAUGAUUCCUGUUUUGAGUCCAUGGGUUGUUGAUAAAGAGACAACCCAAGCAAGAAUAGUCAAUUCUUUGGAUAUAAUGAAGUAUACUAUCAAGGCAUUACAGUCACUGGAUAGCAGACAUAAAGGGAUGCAGGUUACUUCCGAAAAAGACAAAGUCAGCGACCUUGUUACCGUAGAAAAGAUAAUUUUCAUUGAUGAAUUGGGAGGUACGCCAUCGAUUGAAAGAUAUCAAUCCAGUCACGUUCUAAUAAAUCUUCUACAAGAAUAUGAGUCAAUAAAAAGUGAACUUUUGAAGUGCAGAAUGUCAGAAAGAGACAGAAAUAUUCAUCUUAGGAAUUUGAUAGACAUGAACACGUUGUUAUCGAUUGCAACAGAGGCCACAGGAAUUCUUACGACUCCAGAAAUUGCAGGUCUCCAUGAACUGAGAUCGGGGACCAAUCCGAUUAUUCACAAUAUUUUAACCGACAGACCUACAAUAUCAUCCUCCCUCCCAGUGGAUCUUAAAAAGACCCCAAUGCUUAAUACGACCAUCAUAAAGAAGGGCAUUCCAAUUAUCGUCCAUCUGUCAAAGACUAAGGAUGCCGGGCUCAAUAUCGAGAAAAUGGCCGAUAACGGGGAAAUCGAUCUCGAAAAGUUACAAUUUUUAAUCGAAGACUCAUUUGGUCGAAAGCUUGACUUGAAACAUUAUCUUGAAAGGAUAAAUGGCCAUAUAUCUGGCUUGAUUAUAGCAGGAAAUUACGAGGGGUGUGCAAUUUUGACUUGGGAAAGAUCACCCCAUGACAAGGAUAGAAAAAUUGCAUAUUUGGACAAAUUCGCAGUUCUAAAAAGACUUCAAGGUCUUCCAGGACUAGCAGACAUUGUUUUCAAGGCCAUGCUCGUCAAUUUUAAAAAGGAGUUAAUUUGGCGGUCACGAAAGACAAAUCCAGUGAACAAAUGGUAUUUCGAUAGAUCAACGGCAAAUUACAGCAUUCCAAAUUCAAAUUGGCGAAUGUUCUACUCUGGUUCAAAGCCACCAUUGGAAAAAGACAUACGCGACUAUGUGGGUGUCUGCACAUCCAUUCCCCCUUCGUUCACUUCUUAA
Molecule: messenger RNA, 1785 nt
Organism: Brettanomyces bruxellensis
Lineage: Eukaryota; Fungi; Ascomycota; Pichiomycetes; Pichiales; Pichiaceae
Exons: 1
Coding region: 1-1785 (594 amino acids)
Biological process (GO): L-arginine biosynthetic process
Cellular component (GO): mitochondrial matrix
Molecular function (GO): L-glutamate N-acetyltransferase activity, acting on acetyl-CoA as donor; arginine binding
Source: RefSeq, a predicted model, not a curated record